AUGUUCAGAUUGCUGAAUGUGUUCUUCUCGGAUAGGUUCUACGAGGCGCUCCUUGCCACGGGAAAUCAACUCUCGCGCGAGGAGAUCGACCAAGGGGGCUCAUCGUUUUGGACGGACGUUGCGGCAGGCAUCACCGCGUCAUUUAAGAUGGUGCAUUCAGCUGCGAAGCUGAAGAGAAUGUGGAAAGAGGUGAGCAGUAAAUUCGCCAAGGCAGAAGCCAAGUCAAAGGUAUCUGGGCAAGGCAGUCACCAUUUUUGGGACUUCUGUGGAGGUCGCGCAGACGUUUACUAUCUGGACCAAUGGUGUGAACACCGGCAGGGUGGGCGGGGUCAGCAGAUAUUCUUGAUCGUGUGA
Messenger RNA from Phytophthora infestans T30-4, 354 nucleotides. RefSeq lists its product as uncharacterized. Lineage: Eukaryota; Oomycota; Peronosporomycetes; Peronosporales; Peronosporaceae. The coding region runs from base 1 to 354 and encodes 117 amino acids. The record is from RefSeq and is a predicted model, not a curated record. The transcript has 3 exons.